UCGGGGAAUCCGACUUGACGACAGAGGCUUACAGAGAGGGCUGGCGCGGUGGGGCCAGUGGACUAGAACCACUAGUCGACCUGGUUCUGUGUGAAUGUAACUCACGCUCUAGUUCUACAAGGACAUCGAAUCUUAGUGGAUCAUCGAACUUGUUCAAUAGUAAGUCUAUUUCUUCGGAAAUGACCGGGCAUACAGCAUCCCUUGCUUCUGAAGGACAGAAGAGGCCUUUCAUAUGUACGGAGACUGUUUACGACGAGAUCCCUUCGAAAAUGAAGAAAGAUGAUGAAACAAGAAUGGCCUGCAAUCAAACCGCUGUCGCUGUUCUUCAAGAGCUCUGUAUGAAGAGGAGGUGGAAUCCUCCAAUUUAUGAUACUGUUGAUGCUGGUGGUCCCCCUAAUGACCCUAUAUUCGAAGUCGCUGUUACUCUCUGCAACGGAAUUAAAGGUGUGGGUCGAGGGCGGACAAAGAAAGCUGCAAAACAUGAGGCAGCUAAGAAGGCACUAGAGCAAAUACAGGAAAGGGCACUGCCUGAUGUAAACAUAAAUCUUUCACCCAAUAAACCACCGAUCAACCCCCAUGAGGAUGUUGGUGGUGCGAAUCCUGUUGGAGAACUCCAAAACCUCUGCUCUGCAAAGCACCUUCCAGCUCCAGUCUACGAUGUAAUUGGUGAUGAAGGUGAACCGCAUGAAAAACUUUUCACCUACAAGUGUACAGUUUCUCAAAGGAGUGCACAAGGGACUGCUCGCAAGAAACAAACAGCUAAACAUCUUUCUGCUCAAAAUAUGUUAGCAAUGCUAAAGUCAGACAUGAAAGUUAUUCUUGAUGAGAUUCCUGAUGAUCCUGCGGUCUCCUCUCUGUAUUCGCAGAAAUCCAAGGAAACAACAGUUUUGGAGAAAGAUAAGAAGAGAGAUUUAGAGGCUCUGGAAAAGUAUAAGGCAUUGAAGGAUAGCAAAGGAGACAUUCCUGCUGCACCUUUAAUAAGCCCAGGAACAAAAUUUUCAGAUUAUCAUCUUGCAUAUGCCUCUCAAUUAGGAGAGUUUAGGGAUAUAAUUGAGAAACCGGGGAUAAAGCAAGAGCGUAACUCUUUAAAAAAACUGAAGCUGGUUGCUGCAGAGUUAAAUUUUCCUCUCAACAUAAUGUCAAAUCCUGGGAAAGACAAUAAAAGAUAUGUUGCGUUUGUCCAUUUAGCCACUGAUCCCCCAACAAUUACAGCAGCCCAGAAUGAAAAUGAGAUCACAGCGACAGAGAUGGCUGCUCGUAAUUGCCUAGACUUUCUCUCUGUAAUGUCAACUACAUAAUGUGCUGCAGCUCAACUGUGCUUUUUGAAGAAUGUCAUAUAUUUCGUUCUGUAUUUUAAUACUUUAAACUGAUGUUUUUUUACUUGCUGAAGCAUUGCAGUUGUGUUAUUACUCCAUGAUGUUACGCAAAAUACCAUCUGGAUGUUUUAUGUUUUUCUUUCUUUUUUUGUUGUUUCUUUUUUAUGUUUACUUGCAUGUUCGUUUGUUAAUUUAUUACUGUGAUAAUAAGUUAAUCAGUUAAAUUUUAAUAAAAUGAUUUAAAUGUACUGUA
Molecule: messenger RNA, 1569 nt
Organism: Frankliniella occidentalis (western flower thrips)
Lineage: Eukaryota; Metazoa; Arthropoda; Insecta; Thysanoptera; Thripidae
Product: interferon-inducible double-stranded RNA-dependent protein kinase activator A homolog B
Exons: 8
Coding region: 180-1298 (372 amino acids)
Source: RefSeq, a predicted model, not a curated record